AUGACAAGUGCAACUAACGUUAUAAACCCAUCACUUAUUAAAAUUGAAGAAUUAAAUAUUUCUAGAACAUCAUGUGAAACACAAGGAAAUACCAUAUUACAAUCAGUCGAUACACAAUCAAUGUCAUCAUUAAAUGAAUAUAACGAAAUAAAAGAUGUAAAGAAAAUAAAAGGGACUAAAAAGAAAAGAAGGGCUUCAGAUGAUCAUGCUUUUCAAAGAAUGAGAAAUUAUCAAGUUUUCCAACAAGCUAUUUUUAUUGCUUUAUUAAGUCAAUUCUUUGAAAUUGUUAUUAGACCACCAGUAAAGAAAUCUAUUGUUUCGUUUCAAUUAUUAAGAGUUGAUGCUAUUAAAUUAAUGAAAGAUGUUUUAAGUAUUAAUGAUUUUAUUAUUGCACGGUGUAAAGAAAAAUAUAAAAUGGAUAUUAAAAUGGGUACUUUAGAAAAAACAGCUAAAAGAAGAAGUGAUACAAAUAGAGUAACUGAACUACUUCAUUUGCUGCAAGACCUCCUUCGUGAAAAAGGAUUUAUAUUUAUAUCUAAAUUUACUGAUGGCAAGAAUGGUGCACAAGUAAUAGAAACAAUUACUUCUAUAAAAGGUCCAAAUGGACUUUAUUUAACACAAACAGAUAUUACUAAAAAAGGAGAAACUAUCAGUAAAUAUUUGAAUAGUGAAAUGUCUAAAUCAACAAGAAAAUUUAUUCCAAUGAAUGAUAAGACAUUACAAAGUAUAUUAUUUGAUUAG
Entamoeba nuttalli P19 is the source of this 741-nucleotide messenger RNA. RefSeq lists its product as hypothetical. The transcript has a single exon. The coding region runs from base 1 to 741 and encodes 246 amino acids. NCBI's taxonomy places the organism in Eukaryota, Evosea, Mastigamoebida, Endamoebidae. The record is from RefSeq and is a predicted model, not a curated record.